This is a messenger RNA of Dendrobium catenatum, 1488 nucleotides long. RefSeq names its product coiled-coil domain-containing protein R3HCC1L. NCBI's taxonomy places the organism in Eukaryota, Viridiplantae, Streptophyta, Magnoliopsida, Asparagales, Orchidaceae. The record is from RefSeq and is a predicted model, not a curated record. The transcript is spliced from 6 exons. Bases 74 to 1156 code for a protein of 360 amino acids.
UCAAAAAUUCAGCCAAUCCGGCAAUUCUCAUUUUCUCUACGCUCUCGGUGUAUUUGCGAAUCCAGGCAGCAAAAUGGCGGUAGACGAGGUCGAAGAUUGGAGCGAAGCGGUGGAGGAUCUCGUCGACAAAGGGGACGUAGAUGGGGCGAUCUCCCUCCUUGAAUCCGUCGUGUCCAAGCUCGAAAGCCUGUCCGUCUCAUCGUCGGAAUCAGAAGUCCAGCUCCAGAUUGCCACUGCCCUUGGCGAUCUUUCCGACCUGCACUCCUCCAAGGGUUUGUCCCUCAAGGCUGACGAGGUCUGUUCUCGCGCCCUCCUUAACCGCGUUCGCGCUCUCCACUCUAAACCGCAAAGGCCUGGAAAAUCGAGUUCUGGCGGGGAGGAGGUCGUGCAGCAGGCGGAUACUUCGAAUGCAACUUCUUCAAAUCAGCGUCGAGAUGAUGAGGAAGAUUGGGAGGCAAUUGUGGAUCGUGAGGUGUCCUCGGUAGAUGUUUUGUUUUCUGCACAGGAUGGCGAAGGAGCAGCAUCAGACCUCUUAAGGGUAGAUGAGCCUUGCACGUCUAGGCGACGAAGAGGGAGAGGAUCCUUCUUGUACAGGAAGAAUGAACUAUACUGUGACCAGGUGGAUGAUGGGGCUGUGGCUGACUACAAUUGUUCUUCUGAAGAUGAAGAUGCCAGGUUUGACUCUCUGGAAGACAAAUAUGGAACUAUAAGGAAUACAAAAUAUGGUACCGGCCAUGUUAUUGUCUUAUAUGAUUUCCCACCCACUACUCGAACAACACAAUUGGAGAUCCUAUUUGACAAGUUCAGAGAGCGUGGUUUUGCUAUUAGAUGGGUUAAUGAUACUGUUGCACUUGCGGUGUUUCGAACACCAUCUACUGCUAAUGAGGCUCAGAGUAGUAUUCAGUUUCCAUUCAAAGUGCGUCGUUUAGAAGAGGAGGAUGUCAUCUUGACUCAAGUCUCCCCAAAAGAUCUGGAACCUCCUAUCGUGAGGCCAAAAACAUCUGCGAGAACAGCCCAGAGAUUGAUUGCUCAUGCAAUGGGAAUCGAGCCAAGUAGUAGUCCUGGGUCAAAUGAAUUCAGAAAACAGGAGGAAGCAAGAAAGAACAGAAUACUUGAAAGACAGAAUAUGAAGAAUGAUGCAUGGGGUUCGGACUAAAAUUUAGUACUUCUUUGUCGUCUUUUUUUCUUUUAUUUUAGCCGACUUGUUUUACAACUACUGCAACAGGAGAUAGGGUUUAGUCAUUAGUGUUAUUGGGACACUUGCCAAUGUGAGAUCCCUCCCUUCUAGUGCUAAUGUAGGAAAUUCAAUUUCUUUCUGAAGCAUUGCAAAACGUAUUGUACAGUAAAUUGAAGAAUGGCGUAGAAUUGAAUUUGUACUUCUUUUAUUAAAUUUUUUUAGUCCAUGAAUAUGGUUGCUUAUAUGUGAACAUGGAAUGCAUCUCAACACAUAAGCGUUCGUUCAUAUUGAUGAACUUGUUUUCGUCAAAA